Molecule: messenger RNA, 892 nt
Organism: Neltuma alba
Lineage: Eukaryota; Viridiplantae; Streptophyta; Magnoliopsida; Fabales; Fabaceae
Product: CRAL-TRIO domain-containing protein YKL091C-like
Exons: 6
Coding region: 148-888 (246 amino acids)
Source: RefSeq, a predicted model, not a curated record
CGACCGAAACCACAUUGGCACAAACGAAGAAAACAAGAAAUUUGAACCCAUGAGCCUCCCCUCUUGAGGCCUGGGUUUUGAUCAUCAUCUUCUUCUUCUCUCAUCGUUGUUCUCUCAGUCACUCAUCUUUAAUAGAGCUUCAAAUUAAUGGGGGAAGUAGAAGAUUUUGCAGCGACCCAGAUGAGGAAAGCAGUGGAGAAGCUUGGUUCUUCUGCUGAGAUGUAUGAAGGUCCAACACUGAUGAGGUUCUUGAUUGCAAGAUCAAUGGACCCAAAUAAAGCCGCCAAGAUGUUUGUUCAGUGGCAGAAGUGGAGGGCUUCAAUGGUGCCUAAUGGGUUCAUUUCAGAAUCUGAAAUAGCUGAUGAAUUAGCUGCAAGAAAGGUCCUUUUGCAGGGUUUGUCUCAGGAUAAAUACCCUUUGUUGAUUGUUCAAGCCUGCAAGCAUUUUCCUUCCAAGGAUCAGCCUCAAUUCAAGAAAUAUGUUGUUCAUUUGCUUGACAAGUCAAUCGCAAGUGCUGUAAAAGGAAGGGAGAUAGGAAAUGAAAAGUUGAUUGCAGUUGUUGAUCUGAAGAAUCUCAUGUAUAAAAACAUUGAUGCACGAGGGUUCAUCACUGGUUUUCAAUUCUUACAGGCUUACUACCCUGAACGUCUAGCAAAGCUCUAUGUUAUACAUAUGCCUCAGUUUUUUGUGAGUGUAUGGAAGCUAAUUUGUCGUUUCCUAGAGAAGGCAACUCUAGAAAAGAUAGUAGUUGUGGGUAAUGAAGAGGAGAGAAGACAGUUUAUAAAGGACGUUGGAGAAGAGGUUCUACCAGAAGAGUACGGUGGAAGAGCAAGGCUUAUAGCUGUCCAAGAUGCUGUCUUGCCGCCGCUGCAGAAUGGAACACAUUGAUUUC